AUGAAUGGGGAUUCUCGUCCAAACGCAGAUGCCCUCGCCGGCACGCCGCAUUCCCUACGGGAUGCUCUGCGGGCAAACCAGCGGGGUACAAAUACACCAUCAGAUACCACCAGUACCACCAGCGAGGAGGACUACGACGAGAUCUCCAAGAGAGUAGACCCUUCCGCCCUCAGACGGAGACCAUCGCGCAAGGCUGCACCGCAGGUCGCCGAGAAUGGCAAGCUCAGCGCCAGCGAUGCCCGCCGGUACAUCCUCUCUGCAAACGAUGCCGAGCUGCAAGCCAUCUUGCAGCGCGGCCUCGACCGGGCACACCAGGAGGGCGACAAGAGCGUCCCGCAGAAGCGCCGUACCAAGUUCGGCGACCUGGUCUUCACGCGCACCUUUUCGGCGUUUGACCGGCAGAACGCCGACGCCGCCAACAGCCCCUUUCACGGCUUCUUCACCCUGUUCUGGAUCGGCGUCUUCCUCUUCGUGCUCAAGAUCGGCGCCAACAACUGGCGCCUGUGCGGCAACGUGCUCGGCACCAACGAGAUCAUGAAGACCAUGUUCCACCGCGACGUCGUCGUCCUGCUCGCCUCGGACGGCGCCAUGUGCGCCAUCACGGGCGUCAGCUGGCUGCUGCAGCGCUACCUCGUGCUCCCGGGCUAUGUCGACUGGAACGGCGCGGGCUGGAUCCUGCAGAACCUGUGGCAGGCGGCGUUCAUGGCCGGGGUCGUGGGCUGGACCAUGGUGCGCGACUGGCCCUGGUCGCACACCGUCUUCUUCGUGCUGCACGGCAUCGUCAUGCUCAUGAAGCAGCACUCGUACGCCUUCUACAACGGCCACCUGUCGACGCUGCGCCGGCAGCGCGCCGACCUGCUCGCCGUGCUGAAGCGGCUCGAGGGCGUGGCGCCGAUCGAGGGCACCUCGGCCACGGACCCGCCCGUCGAGUCGCUGUCGACGGACCACCUGGCGCUGCCGCCGUCGGCGGCGGGGAUGCAGGAGCGCCGCAGGUCAAUCACCACCACCCAGCAGCAGCAACAGCACGAGCAGCAGGCGCCGCAGGACCAGGCGAGCGACAUCGACCGGGUGGCCGAGGCGAUCCGCUCCGGCGAGCCGCUGGACGAGCAGCAGAUCCACGUGUUUGAGCGCAUCAUCAAGUGGGAGGUCGACGCGCUGCAGGACGAGCUGCGCGGCAAGGCGCUCACCCCCGGCAAGGCGUACCCGCACAACCUGACUUUCGCGAACCACUACGAGUACAUCGUGCUCCCCACGGUGGUGUACGAGCUCGAGUACCCGCGGUCCGAGUCGAUCAACUGGUUCUACGUGGUCGAGAAGAUGACGGCGACGUUUGGCAUCAUCUUUGUCAUGAUCAUGAUCUCGCAGGCCUUCAUCUACCCCGUGGUCAUGAAGACGGUCACGAUGAAGGAGAUGGGCAUGACGACGGCCGAGCGGUUCCGCGAGUUCCCCUGGAUGCUGAGCGAUCUGAUAUUCCCGUUCAUGAUGGAGUAUUUGCUCACUUGGUACCUGAUAUGGGAGACUAUUCUCAACUGGCUGGCCGAGUUGACUUAUUUCGCUGACCGGAGUUUCUACGAUGCCUGGUGGAACAGCGUGACAUGGGACCAAUUUGCUCGUGACUGGAACCGCAACCAAACCAGGCCCGUACACAACUUCCUGCUCCGGCAUGUCUACCAUAGUUCCAUCUCAGCCCUCAAAGUCAAGAGGUCAACCGCCACCCUCAUUACCUUUUUCUUGUCGGCGUGUGUCCACGAGUUGAUCAUGUGGUGCAUCUUCAAGAAGCUUCGGGGCUAUUUGCUCUUUUUGCAGAUGUGCCAGAUUCCGGUGAGUAUUGCUCUCUCCUACCAACUACGAUCUCUGUUCGUUUGGAUCGUUCACGCGACUGAUAUAUUCCGCCUCUCUCUAGCUGGUUGCACUGCAUCGUACCAAGUGGCUGCGCAACAAGAAGACGCUGGGCAAUAUCGCUUUCUGGUUUGGCCUCUUCAUGGGACCAAGUAUUCUAUGUAG
Molecule: messenger RNA, 2004 nt
Organism: Thyridium curvatum
Lineage: Eukaryota; Fungi; Ascomycota; Sordariomycetes; Thyridiales; Thyridiaceae
Exons: 4
Coding region: 1-2004 (667 amino acids)
Biological process (GO): ergosterol metabolic process
Cellular component (GO): endoplasmic reticulum membrane
Molecular function (GO): ergosterol O-acyltransferase activity
Source: RefSeq, a predicted model, not a curated record